Molecule: messenger RNA, 2616 nt
Organism: Triticum dicoccoides
Lineage: Eukaryota; Viridiplantae; Streptophyta; Magnoliopsida; Poales; Poaceae
Product: arginine decarboxylase-like
Exons: 3
Coding region: 10-1671 (553 amino acids)
Molecular function (GO): catalytic activity
Source: RefSeq, a predicted model, not a curated record
CAGACGACAAUGUCCAUGCUUCUUCUUCCUCCGAGCAGCAGCAGAAGCAUAGCGCCUCCUCCGGCCGUCCGCUCCCCGUGCGCGCCACGAUCUCUACGCACGGGAUCACCCAGGCGACAUGCCAUAGCACGGUGUGACACUUCACGGACCACGCCAAGAAUAUCUGAAACUGAAGCUACGCUUGCUCAACCUUCAGCAGCUGUCCAAGGUGCUACUGCCCCUCUGGUUCAGGCACUGAAAUCAACUGCAGCCCAAGACGUGUCCUGCUUUCACUUCCCUGGACACAACCGAGGGAAAGCUGCUCCGUCGUCGUUGUCGAACCUUGUUGGCAUGGGAGCGUUUUUACACGACUUGCCCGAGCUACCUGAGCUCGACGACCUCUUCUACCCCAAGGGUGUGAUCUUGGAUGCUCAGAACCAGGCAGCUCGACUGUUUGGUUCAUCUAAGACGUGGUUCCUGGUCAACGGAAGUACCUGCGGAAUCCAGGCUGCAGUGAUGGCCACCUGCUCCCCUUGUGACUACAUCAUUAUACCUCGGAACUGUCACAUCUCAGUGAUCUCUGCCCUGGUUCUGUCCGGUGCUGUGCCUAAGUAUAUAGUACCAGAGUACAAUUCUGCGUGGGACAUUGCUGGUGGUGUUACACCGUCACAGGUGGAUAAAGCACUGAAGGAGCUUGAGAAGGAUGGCAAGAAAGUAGGUGCUGUUCUUGUUACUUCACCGACCUACCAUGGCAUAUGCAGCGAUGUGCAAGGUGUCGUCGAUGUUUGCCAUCCCUUACACAUUCCGGUUAUAGUUGAUGAGGCUCAUGGUGCACACUUCAGGUUCCAUCACAGUUUUCCAAGCACGGCGAUUGAGCAAGGUGCUGACUUAGCUGUGCAAUCCACGCACAAGGUUCUGAGCUCUCUUACACAGUCCUCGAUGCUUCACAUGGCUGGAGGUCUGGUUGAUGCAGAUAAAGUGAGCCAAUGCCUCCAGUUGCUCCAGAGCUCAAGCCCGAGUUACCUACUACUGUCGUCUUUAGAUGCUGCAAGAGCUCAGUUGAGCGAGAACUCGAAAUCUUUUGAUGACUCGGUGGCUAUGGCUUUAGAAACAAAAGAUCAGCUGAUGGUAAUCCCAGGGUUAUCUGUGCUGGACUUGUCAUGCUUUGCUUCCGACUUCCCUGCCAUUGAUCCUUUGCGUAUCACAUUCAGUGCUUCAGGUCUACAUUUAUCUGGAUAUGAAGCAGAUGACAUUUUAGAAGAGCAUCGAAUUGUAUGUGAGCUCGUCGGAACACAGGCGGUGACGUUUGCAGUCAACUUAGGGACCAGAAGGCAAGAUGUUCAGAAGCUUGUACAGUGUGCAAAAUAUCUCUCGGAUAAAUACAUGUCUGCAAACGAAUCAAGAUUUAGUAAGCAUAACUAUGUUCGUAGCCCAUUGGACAAGUUCUCUGUGAAGCUGACUCCAAGACAGGCCUUCUUUACAAAGAAAAGGAGAGUAUGCAUUGAGGACAGCCUUGGGGAGAUUUGUGGUGAGCUUAUCUGCCCGUAUCCACCAGGCAUCCCUGUGCUGAUACCCGGUGAGGUCGUAACUCAGGAUUCGCUGUCUUACUUACUAAACGUCAGAGACCAGGGCAUGACAAUCAGUGGAGCAGCUGAUGGUGAACUCAAGUCUAUCAUGGUAUGCAACUUGUGAUAAUUAUUCUACCAUUUCAAGAUAACUAUGUGGCAGAGAUAUUUCGAUGGUUCACGGACUCAUGAAUCAUGAUGCUUCUGUACAGUAUGAGGGACAAUAAGCGCGCAUCAGCCCAAGCAGAGGCUUCUUUUCUGUCAGAUAUGGACAAAACUUGUCUAACGGAACAACCGACUGCCUGCUUGGCCAGACAUUGAGAAUACAUCUCGUGAAGAAAGAGUUAGCUGUCAAGCUACAAGAGGAUGCCAAAAUAUAAGUAGGGUCUAUGGCAUGUGGCCUCCUGUGAGUAUGAAGCAUAAACCACUGAAGUGGCAACCUUUUCCUGUGAAGUGCCUUGGAAUAACGGCGCGCCCAAUCUGCAUCGGCUGUGACUCCGAGCUCGACCAUCCGCUGCAGUUUGUACUCCUUUUCAAGGUUUCCCAGAAGUAUGUUGCAAGGUUGCCCAAGCAGGUACUCUAGCUGCUUCUGUAAGUCCCACAUCAACUCAAGAAUUCAUUAAAUAUUCCACUGAACGUGUACCGAAAGAUUUUAUCAUCUAAUGCAUCAUUGCAAAUGUAACCACCAUUUCUUUAUUUGUGCAAGAAGAAGAGGCUAUACUGACAAUACUUCCAAACUAAGGCCUCCACCAAAACGUGGGGCUCGAAACAGUGACCAAAGCAGUAGAUUUUGGUUGAAAGAAUUAGAUUAAGGGACUAAUCAACUCAUACCUUGCAAUCACCAACCAGGAAAGUAAUGUGAUGAUGAUUAAUUGAUAAUGAUGGUGCAGUUAGGUUUGUCACGGGCUGGCUUUCUGCCAGAAACAAAGCUCACCUUAAACAACAAGGACCUGGGAGCUAACACUCUGCCCCCACUGUGCUGCUUGUUCCCUUCCCAAUUAAUUAAGCUCAUAAAUAAAACAAAAUCUGGGCUGAUCCUUCCCACUAAUCAAACCCUGUUAUGAUAUCCACC